GAAAGGAAAAGUGAAGAAGAGAGAUUCUCCAAACUAUUUCCAGCUCAGGUCUUAAAUUUUUGUUCCUUCUCUGCCACUCCCCCACUGUAACUCCAAUAAUAUUUUCUCUCUCUAAAAUAAAAUCAUUGCAUUCCCCUCUCUCUCUCUCUCUAAACCCCUCACAUUCUUGAUAUCUCUACCGGGAUUCCAUUUAAUUCCUUCAAAUCCUCACAUUCUCCUGCUUCCCACCAUGAAAUAAGCACUUUCGCCGCAAUGCACGACCUCAAAUCCCAGCGCCGCCGCGAGCCGCCGCUCCACCGCCGCCGCUACUGGUGCUGCUCCUUCACGACCCCGCCCCUCAGCCCGGAGAACCCGGGCCUCUCGCACUCCUGCUCCGUCCGCUCUCACUCCUCCUCGUGCAGUAAAAAGACGCAAUUGCCCUUCUCCAACUCCCCCCAAACCCAGAAGACCCCCCUCGCCCGUCGGAUCCUCUCUCCGGGUCGGGUCUCUCCCAUCUCGGAGCACCCCGUCGUUACCCACACCACCCCCAAAAACCAUCCAAUCCCCAAAUCGCCCUUGCCCUUGCCCGUGCCCCCGCCCCCGCCCCUCGCCGAUUCGGCAAUCAACGAGGGGAAUUUAGGGAUUUAUGAUACCAGGUUGAAUCUGAAGGGGAAGAAUGGAGGAUCCUUGGUGCUGGAGCUGAGUUCAGAGGUUUUGGCGUCGAAUAGCUCCGUUUUCGCCGAUUUGAUCGCGGAUUAUCGCAAGAAUGUGAGCGGUUUGUGCAGGGUUGAGGUGCCCGACGUCGAGAAUCUGAACGUGUUUCGUGAAACGAUCGAGCUCAUGUUUGAGGAGGAUAUUCAGAAAAAACUCGUCAAGAUUGGGGUUUUUCGAGCUAUCGAUAUACUUGAGGUAUCAGCAAGCAUCAAGUUUGGCAGGUGUGUUUCUGCAUGUUUACAAUACCUGGAGGCGGUGCCAUGGACCGAAGAAGAAGAGGAGAAGCUGAGGGAGCUAUUCAAUGGACUUAAAGUAGACGAUCCUAAAACCAAAGACAUUCGAGACAGAUUCUGUAGCCUCAGUCCCAUUGAUUCACAGCCAGCAUUGACCAAGCAGCUUAUUUGGUCCAUUACCACCUGCAACGACGCCACUGCUGGGAGUGAACUGAAGUCUUUGGUUAAAGGGUUGUUAUGCAAAAGCUCUGUCUACGAAAAGGACUAUCCUGAUCUGAAUAAGGAGGACAUGUAUGCAGCUUGUGAAUCGUGUCUGAAAUCACUGAGCAGUCUGCUCGAGGAGACCUCGGGUAGCAAUGCAGGGCAGAAGUUGACUAAGAAGGAGAAAGAAAAGCCUCUGUUAGAGCGCAUCUCAAAGCAAGUGGACAACAUAAAUUGGCUCGUGGAUAUCCUGCUCGAUCACCAGAUGGCGGAGGAGUUCGUCCAUCUGUGGGCAAAUCAAGAAGGGCUGCUCAAAUUGCACAAGGAUGCAUCUCCAAUGGUCAAGUAUGAGCUGAGCCGUGUCUCCGCAGUGCUGUUUACUGCAAUCGGCACUAGGAGGCUCCACUGCCCGCCAGAAACGAGGCUGAGGCUUCUUCAGGCGUGGUUUAGACCGAUGCUAUCUGAUUUUGGUUGGUUGCAGAGGAGCAAAAAGGGACUCGACAUGAAGGCAUUAGAGGAGGCGAUGGGCCAAGCGCUGCUUACACUUCCAUUGAAAGAGCAGUAUUCGUUGUUUAUGGAAUGGUUCCGUUGCUUCUCCAAGCAUGGCAACGAAUGCCCUAAUCUUAGUAAAGCGUUCCAAAUAUGGUGGCGAAGAUCGUUCCUUAGGGGCUCCGAAACCAUGGCCAUUGAAUCUAGGUGAAGUAAUGCUGCUACCAAUUCUCAUGCAGGGAGAUUUCCACCUAUUAUUUUGUGCUUAAGAUCAUGGGGAAGAUUUCGAUGAUUUGAAGUUCAAUAAUAUUGUAGAUUGUUACCAUGUAAAAUGUGUUUGACACUUUGUUGGUGAUGGAAUAUUAGAUGCUUUAGGCUGUUGUAUUCA
Messenger RNA from Salvia miltiorrhiza (redroot sage), 2004 nucleotides. Its product is annotated as BTB/POZ domain-containing protein At2g13690. The record is from RefSeq and is a predicted model, not a curated record. NCBI's taxonomy places the organism in Eukaryota, Viridiplantae, Streptophyta, Magnoliopsida, Lamiales, Lamiaceae.